This is a messenger RNA of Aureobasidium pullulans EXF-150, 1649 nucleotides long. Its product is annotated as cysteine synthase. Gene Ontology annotation, cellular component: cytoplasm. The transcript is spliced from 2 exons. Gene Ontology annotation, molecular function: cysteine synthase activity. The record is from RefSeq and is a predicted model, not a curated record. Lineage: Eukaryota; Fungi; Ascomycota; Dothideomycetes; Dothideales; Saccotheciaceae. The coding region runs from base 59 to 1195 and encodes 378 amino acids.
CUGUUGCGUGAUGGCGAUUCACAAUUCUUCCUUUCUACAAGCAUAACACAUAUCAACCAUGUUUCGCACAGCAGUUCGUCGCUUCGCUGCCACGGCCUUGCGCCCGGCCGAAUCGGUCGCCCAGAUGGAGGCACCGCAGCUUCAUGGAGUCGAGAUCUCAAAGGUCCAACGCAUCGCCCAGGAUGGCUUCAUUGAUGCCAUCGGAAAGACACCACUCAUCCGCAUGAAGAAGCUUUCAGAAGAGACGGGAUGCAAUGUUUUGGGCAAGGCUGAAUUUCAAAACCCUGGUGGCAGUGUCAAGGAUCGCGCUGCCCUUUACGUUGUCAAGGAUGCUGAAGAGCGUGGGUUGAUCAAGCCUGGUGGCACUGUCGUCGAGGGUACUGCUGGAAACACCGGUAUUGGACUCGCCCACGUCUGUCGCAGCAAGGGCUACAAGCUCGUCAUCUACAUGCCCAACACCCAAUCACAAGGAAAAAUCGACCUGCUUCGUCUGCUAGGUGCUGAGGUUUACCCUGUCCCUGCUGUCGCUUUCGAGAACCCCGACAACUACAACUGGCAGGCCAAGCGUCAUGCUGAGCGCCUCGACAAUGCUGUCUGGACCAACCAGUUCGACAACACUGCCAACCGUCGCGCACAUAUCGAGACCACCGGUCCUGAGAUCUGGAAUCAAACUGCUGGAAAGAUUGACGCCUUCACCUGCGCUUCCGGUACUGCUGGAACUAUUGCUGGUAUUACCCGCUACCUCAAGACUGCUAGCGAUGGCCGUGUCAAGUGUUUCCUCGCCGAUCCUCCAGGCAGUGUCCUUCACAGCUACAUCCAAUCCGGUGGUGAACUUACCGAACGCAAGGGAAGCUCUAUUACUGAGGGUAUUGGUCAGGGCCGUGUCACCGACAACUUGAAGCCUGACAUUGACCUCCUGGAUGGCUCCCUUCACAUUCCUGACGAGCAAAGUAUUGAAAUGGUCUAUCGUUGUCUGGAUGAGGAAGGUCUUUACCUUGGUGCUUCUUCCGCUCUCAACGUUGCAGCCGCCAGAAAUGUGGCUCAAAUGCUUGGUCCUGGACACACUGUCGUCACGAUUCUCUGCGAUGGCGCAUACCGCUAUGCCGACCGUCUGUUCUCGCGAAAGUGGCUCGAGAGUAAGAAGCUUGUUGAUGCUGUUCCCUCUCACCUUCACAAGUACAUUGUCCUGCCAUAGAUGGACCAACUACUCCUCAGACCAACGCCUCAGCAUUCUGAUAUCUAAAAUUGUACAUAUACCACGUUCUUACACGAUUGUAUUACCUUGGUGUCGCAAGAGUGUUACGUAUUCAACCGGUCAACCUUGUCAAUGCAUGACUGCAGCUGCACAACCUCUCACGUUUCACCUAGCUCAUAAGCAAGUGUUCUCGGAAGUAAGUCCAUAUGUGUCCAUUGCAUUUCGUCAUCAUUGAUAAUCCUUUUCCCCAAUGCCCAUCCAUUCCAUUUUUUCCAUCCCAAACCCCUUGCCAAUUAUCUGGUCCUAUGUUUUUGAGAACGUCAUCAACGGGAUAGAUGUUUUGUAACGUCUUUCUGCCGUCAUCAAAAAGAAAAUUUCAUAGGGGGCUUCGCAAACGUUAUUUGCAAAUGCAUCCCCCUGUUCAUAAGUGCAAUUAUAGUUUGCAUCUAAGACC